Messenger RNA from Bufo gargarizans (Asiatic toad), 2153 nucleotides. Its product is annotated as E3 SUMO-protein ligase ZBED1-like. The coding region runs from base 53 to 2119 and encodes 688 amino acids. Gene Ontology annotation, molecular function: protein dimerization activity; DNA binding. The record is from RefSeq and is a predicted model, not a curated record. The transcript is spliced from 3 exons. NCBI's taxonomy places the organism in Eukaryota, Metazoa, Chordata, Amphibia, Anura, Bufonidae.
AAUAUGCAUAAUUUUUUUUCACAACUAGAACCACACUGACCGACCUAAAAUCAUGUGGCCAUUGUGCGACAAGCAAAUCACUAUGAAGUUGAGAGACACUGUGAACAAUGCAGCAAUGCGCAGUGAAAACAAAGAAGCCAUGGAUAUGGAUACACCAUCGCCGUCAAUGAAAGAUGCAGAACUUGUGUGCCUGUCACAUCCGCCACUUGUAGAAAAGAAGGCCUCAGCAAGGACGCGGAGUGAAGUGUGGGCAUAUUUUGCCUACAUCGCCGGUGAAGACGGGCAGCCAACAGACACAGAAAAACCUGUCUGCAAAAGGUGUUACAAAUCUCUCCAUUGCAAAGCAGGAAACACCAGCAACUUGGCUAAGCAUUUGGCAGACAAUCACCCUGACCUCUACAAUGAGCUGAAAACUCGACAGAAGAAGAAGCAAAUCCAUUCUACAUCAUCCAAAAAUAAACCCACCCAGGCUACUACCAUUAUAUCUGUGCUUGAAAGACAGCGGAAAUAUGGCAAAGACUCCAAAGAAGCGCAGAGACUAAACAAAGCUGUUGCCGAGUACAUCUGCAUGGACCAAGUGCCUGUAUAUACGGUUGAGAAAACUGGAUUCAGAAACCUGGUACAGCAGUUAGACAGAAAGUAUGAUAUGCCUGGGAGAUACUACUUCGUGUAUACAGAAAUACCAACACUCUACACGGAGAUCAGAAGAGUGGUUGAGGCACAACUGGUUGAGGUUCCAUUCUUUGCUUGCACUACAGACCUCUGGACAAGCAGAGCUACAGAUGCAUUCAUGGCCCUCACCAUUCACUUUAUAACGGAAGAAUGGGAGAUGCAGUCUUGGUGUUUAGGCUGUACGGCUCUGUACACAGAUCAUACUGCUGACAGUUUGCAUGAAGCAUUUGAGGAAUCCUUAACUGAAGACUGGAAACUGGACAUAUCCAAAAUGUCUGGAUUAACAACCGAUAAUGCCUCUAACAACAUCAGAGCGUUUGAAGAAUACAGCUGGGUCCCAUGUUUUGGUCACAAUUUGCACCUGGCAGUAAACAAAGCCCUGGAUAUUGACAGAGUGGCGGCGUGUCUCUCAAGGUUACGCAAGACCGUCUCUGCGUUCUGCCGAUCAAAUAAAAUGAGCCGAUCACUGAAAGAAAAACAAAAGGCACUUCAUAUACCCGAACACAAGCUUAUUCACGAUGAACCGACCCGGUGGAAUUCCAUUUAUGAUAUGGUGGAGAGGUUCUGUGAACAGCAACAAGCUGUCUGUGCUGUCCUGGCAGAGAACCGGAAAAAAUGGUAUCUUAUGCCAAAGGACAAUGAUGUCACCAUUCUGGAGACCGUCAGAGAUGUGCUCGCACCAAUGAGCGAUUUUACUGAUGCGUUAAGUGGAGAGAAAGAUCCAACCCUGUCUUCUGUUCUUCCUUUGACAUGGAAAAUAUAUGCAUGUGCAUCGGAGGAGGAAUCUGACAGUAUCCUUGCCAGAGAAAUGAAACAGAGGGUCAUAGAUGACAUGAAAAAGAGGUACCAAAGCAAGAAGUUGCAACUCAUUCUCAACACUGCCACAUAUCUAGAUCCAAGAUUUAAGGACUCAUUUGUGUCUAUUCAAGAUGAAGUAAAAGAAGAGCUUCUACAAAGAGCAUCCAUUCUUCAGCUACCAGCAAGUUGCGGAGCAGAACAGAAAGAUGAAGAAGAACAUGCAGUGGCACAAGUCCCUAAGAAAAAAAAAAACGAUCUCAAAAGCUUGUUGGCCAACAUUGUGACGGAAAAAAGGGGGUCAGCCUCAGCAGGUGGUUCUGUGUGUACCGAAGAUACAUCAUCUGACAAAAGCCCUACAGCAAUGCUUUGCAAUGACUUCUUCUUGUACAAACAGAUGAAAGAAAUUAGUCCAGAAGAAGACCCACUAGCCUGGUGGAGGAGAAAUGCCCCAAGUCUGCCAGUUCUUGCCCAUUUUGCAAAAGCGUAUCUAUGCAUUCCCGCCUCUAGUUGUGCAUCAGAACGAGUAUUCAGUACUUCGGGCCUAAUCUGCAGUCCAAGAAGAAUGAGGUUGAAUGAAGACCAUAUCAACAAACUUGUUUUUCUGGCUAAGAACCUCAAACAGGCAAAGAAAUUCCCAACCGCAGCUUAGGCUUCAUUCACACAUCCGCAACGUGUUUUGCGGA